AUGGAGCCUGUUAUGCACAUCGGGGGUGGAAACCUGGGAAUAUAUACAUGGGCUGGAACGCAGAGGCUGUCAGUUGCAAGACAUUGCCUGAGCUGGGACUGUCACAUGGCAACCAGCCAAGGCACCCCGAGUCUGUUCUUCUCUCUACCAAAUGCCGUGAAAUACCAUAUAUACGGUACGUGCGCCAUGGUCGAGCCAGCCACGGACCAGGAAAGUGUCGAACUGCCGAAGUGGGAAGGGCCAGGAACGACUCUCCGCGGCGUCAAGGCUGAUAUUGAGUUUCUAGAUGGAGGAUCCGAGCCAGUCACCCCGGCGGAGAGAAUGGCUGGUGGAUGGCUAGGUUUCAGAAGCUUAGACGUGGCUUACUGUGAUAGUUCAGCCGCUGCGCGAGGACCGUCUCGCACACCUUCCUCCUGCCAUGCUCCCCAGACAGCCACCGCCGUUGGACCAGAACGGAAGGAUGGUCGUGUUGCGCGCACGAGUAUGUGUGGGGUUGGUUCGCUGGUGAAAAUCGCUUGCCCAGAUAGGCUUGCUUCUGCAAGACUCCAUAGGCCAAGGCCAGGAAUGGGCCUUCAACGCCAACGCAGUGCAAUGCAAUGCAACUCAAAAUGGCGAUAUUGGGAAAAUGUCGGGACGCAAGGGGCAGACAAUGCAGCACUAGCAGAGCUGGGAUUGCCCGAUUGGGAUCCACCCCCUACAGAGUACUCUCCACUCGCCCUCCCGAGCAAAAGAACCGUAGCUGAUAACUGUUCUGGACAAUUAUUCCAGUGGCUUCCCCCGAGAAAGGUCGAGAAAAGAGGGAAGAAAGAUGAAUUCCUUCCCGAACGGUCGCACAGGAGACAUUGCACUGGGAUGAUGUACCUGCAGCAGGCUUUUGACUGUCCUGUUGACCUCCCGGGAGGGCAUAUUGUGAAUGUUGAAGGCGCUGCGGAUGAAGAUCUUUGGGCAAAUGGAAAGAAGUGCCGCUGCUUGUCAGAGCUUCUAUCCGGUCAGACAAACGGGAAUGGAGCCUCUAGGCUAAGGGGAGGGAAUAUCAAGGAUCCGGCUGAUCGUGGUCUUGGCAGCAUCGUCAAUGCAGUGGAUUCAAAUCUCACCGCAGGAACCCUUUUGAAGAUCUCAACGCCCUUGAAUUGUCCGGAACCUUCUCCCAAUGGGCUUCUCUCAAUGGGCGGGAUUAAGGGAUCUGUGACUGAUGAAUUGUGGCUCGCUGAGCUCGGGCCAGAACAGUCAAGGGAGGCCAUUAUUUCCGGAAGAUUGUCUGUCCGUUCCACUUUGCUUGCUCCGAAUGCUGCGACGCACGGUUUCUGGGUAGUCGUCAAGAUCAGCGGUGCAGGGUGCUUGGAUAACAGCAGUAGGGAGUGCGGGAGAUCAAGAAUAGCGAUCCUACCGGGCCAGCGACGUGUAUGCGGAGUACGCACUCCCAUUCUGUCCGCGAUAAUGCACAAAUCCCGACCUAUCCCAAAAGGAUCCCUGUUGCCCUCGGACCAGAAGCCCGACAUGUUCGACCAAGCUCAAGCUCAUGAUUCAAUAGACAAACCCUGGGGAACUGUCAGACCCGCCCACAGACACCCAUUCAUUAGCGUCGCACCGGUUAGUGGAGUUAGCAGCCAGUGGCUAAGUACGAUAUUGGUAGGCCAUUACAUUGUCAAGAACCUCCGACCGCAAUUCCUGACCGAAGGCACUGCCAUAGAUUUUGGGGGAAAGCCGGACUGUUGUCCGCAACUUCAUGGAAAGUCCAUGAUUGCUGGGAAAUUACAAGCCACAGUGAAGGUCGUCGCUCAACCCAUCAUCUGGAUAGAGUGUUUCGCGGCCAAAGGUCCCAAGGCAGUACCUUAUCAGCACGAAAGUACUAGGGGGGAAGCAAACAACGUGUCCGACCGAUUGACUUGUCCGGCUGGUGGUUCUUUUUCGCAUGGGAGUAACGGGGUUCAUGCCCAGAGAAUCGAAGCAUUGGCUGACGCGUGA
Molecule: messenger RNA, 1965 nt
Organism: Aspergillus niger
Lineage: Eukaryota; Fungi; Ascomycota; Eurotiomycetes; Eurotiales; Aspergillaceae
Exons: 19
Coding region: 1-1965 (654 amino acids)
Source: RefSeq, a predicted model, not a curated record